Phragmites australis (common reed) is the source of this 4253-nucleotide messenger RNA. RefSeq names its product pentatricopeptide repeat-containing protein At5g62370. The transcript has 5 exons. Bases 135 to 2966 code for a protein of 943 amino acids. Gene Ontology annotation, molecular function: protein binding. Lineage: Eukaryota; Viridiplantae; Streptophyta; Magnoliopsida; Poales; Poaceae. The record is from RefSeq and is a predicted model, not a curated record.
CCAACAGCGUUGUUUAGGGCGGGCCAAGCGGGCUUGUGGACAGGUUGCAUCCUUACGCCUCCUCGAGCCCUCGCGCCGUCGCCGCACCACGAGACGGCGGCUCCGCCUCCCGCACGCACGGCCAUGCUCCGCCCAUGCUGCGCGCAACGCUCCGCCUCAUGUGCACCGGCGCCGCCUCGCACUCGCACUCCCGCUCCAGAUCCCACGCCGCGCGCUGCGCCGACCUCCUCAACGACCUCCUGCGCCGGGGCCGCCUCGCGGACGCGCGCGCCGUGGCCGCCCGGCUCGCGCGGACCCCACCCGACCCGGCCGUCUCGGAUGCGCUCGUGUCCUUCCACGCCCGCCUCGGCGAUGCCGGCUCCGCGCUGUCCCACCUGGAGCGCCUCGUCCAGUGCGGCUGGACCCCCUCUGCCGCCUCCAGCGCGGCACUCUUCCGCGCCAUGUGCGCCGCGUCCAUGUACGCCGAGGCGAUGGACCUGUUCGUGCUCUGGGACGGCGCGGGCGCCCCGGAUCCGCUGCCCGUGUCGGAGUUCCACCUUCUCAUCCCGGGGCUGUGCGCCAAGGGUGCGGUCGACAAGGCCCGCUUCUUGUUCGACGCAAUGCUCGGGUCGGAUUUCGCGGCCCCUGUCCGCGUGUACAAGUCGCUCGUGUUCGCGUACUGCAAGUCACGGCGCACGCUGGAGGCCGACGAGGUGUGCCGGCUCAUGGUGAAGAAAGGGAUGCAUUUGGAUAGGGUGCUGUGCACGGGGCUAAUACGUGGGUUUUGCCUGGAGGGGCGGCUGGAGCUGGCGCUCGACGUGUUUCACAGAAUGCAGGGGGUUGAGCAUGUUGGGUUGGACGUGUAUGCUUACACAACGAUGAUCGCGGGUUUGUUUGAGCACGGGUAUGUAGACCAUGGUUGGGAGCUGUACCAGGAAAUGCGCGACAGGGGUAUGGAGCCGAGCCCAGUGACGAACAAUGUUAUGAUAAAGUGGUAUUGUAAGAGCAAGCGGGUCGGUGCUGCCAUGGAGCUUUACAAUGCGAUGGUGAGGGAUGGUGUUGCCCCUGACUUGAGGUGUUACACUAUCCUGAUGACAUCGCUUUGCAGGGAAGGGAAGUUAGCGGAGGCUGAACAUCUGUUCGAUAGGAUGCUGGAGGGGGGCAUUUUUCCUGACCAUGUGAUGUUUAUUUCGAUAGCUAGGUUCUUCCCCAAGGGCUGGGAGGUCAGAUUCGUGCGGAAAGCACUGAAGGUUGUUGCCAAGUUGGAUUGUAGUGGAGAGCUACUGGACCUUUCGUCGCUGGCCAGUGGGUGCUCAAGCAUGAGUUUGCAGCAGGAGGCCGAGCGCCUUCUUGACGAGAUGGUGAGAAGCAAUAUGCUCCCUGUUGAUGUUAUUUUCAAUUUGAUGAUAAUUGCUAUGUGCUUAGAGGGAAGGUUGGAUGUGUCAUACUAUCUAUUGGACAAGUUGGUGGCUUAUGGCUGUGAACCUUCAGUCUUAACAUACAACAUUGUGAUAAAAUGUCUGUGUCGACAAAAGCGCAUGGAUGAUGCGAGGACACUCAUUAGUAUUAUGCAGAAUAGGGGUGUCAGGCCUGAUAUGUCAACGAAUUCUAUCAUGGUAACCGCAUACUGUAAGAUUGGCGACAUAGCGAGUGCACUUAGUGUGUUUGAUGAAAUGGUGAAGGACGGGCUAGAGCCUUCUAUUGCAGUAUAUGAUUCCAUCAUAGCAUGCCUGUGUAGAAUGAGGCGUCUUAAAGAAGCAGAGUUUACACUCCGGCAAAUGAUUGAAGCUGGACUCUCACCUGAUGAGGUUAUUUACACAUCACUUCUUAACGGAUAUUCUGUUAUGGGGCGAACAAGGAGUGCUUGCCGUAUCUUUGAUGAAAUGCUAGAGCGAGGUUUACAGCCAGGUUCCCAUGCUUAUGGUGCCCUUAUAAAUGGGUUGAUAAAAGAAAACAAGAUCAGAAAGGCUCUCCAUUAUCUGGAAAGAAUGCUGGCGGAGGGCUUUGCAACACAAACUGUUAUAUAUACAAUGCUCAUAAAUCAGUUCUUUAGGAAAGGAGAGAUAAGUUUAGGCUUAGAUCUUGUUGAUUUGAUGAUGAAAAAUCAUAUUGAACCUGAUCUAAUUACCUACGGUGCACUAAUCACUGGAAUAUGCCGAAAUAUAGAUCGUCGAGACAUGAGACCAUCUUUGGCCAUAAAAUUGAAGGAAGCAAGGCAUAUGUUAUUUACACUGCUGCCGCAUAUAACUGUUGGUACAAGAAAAGGGAAGCAGGAGAGUAAGAACAUGUCUACAGAAGAAAAGCUUCAGCUUGCUCAGAGUAUAAUACAGGAUCUUGCAGAAAGUGGGAUGAUGCCUGACUUACAUAUUUAUAAUGGUAUGCUUAAUGGCCUUUGUAGAGCAAACAAGAUGGACGAUGCUUACAGCCUCUUGUUGUUGAUGGACCAAGCUGGUGUUCUUCCCAAUCAUGUGACACACACAAUACUCAUGAAUAACCAUUUAAGAUUAGAUGAAAGCAAUCGUGCUAUCCAAUUAUUUAACUCGUUGAACGCUGAUGGACACGUUUUUGAUAAGAUAACUUACAACACUUUUAUUAAGGGGCUUUCUCUUGCUGGAAGAACGAAUGAAGCACUGUCAUUUUUCCUGAUGAUGCAGAAAAGAGGCUUUGUUCCUAGUAAGGCUGCCUAUGACAAACUAAUGGAGCUGCUUCUUGCUGAAGAAUCAACCAAUCUCGCCUUGAAGUUAUUUGAGGAUAUGUUUUCUCAUGGCUAUAUUCCACGAUAUAGCAACUAUACUUCUUUGCUACUGAUACUUGCAAAAGAUAACCGGUGGAUAGAAGCUGACAUAAUUUUUAUGAUGAUGCUGAAUAGAGGGAGAUCUCUUGAUACAGAAACAAAGAAAUGCCUAGAGGAGCUAUGCUAUAAAGAGGGAAAACUUGAUUUGGCUUUUGAAAUGGAGUGUAACAUGCCUCUUUAUGCAGUUGGAUAAUGCUUGCAUACAACAGAAGGCAUCAGAUGGUUGAAUGUAAUUAUACAAUAGCUAAUUUGAUGAGUGGAUGUCCCAGUUUGUUGAUACAGCAGCUCCUUUUGUAAUGGACGCUUGUCCAUUCUUCCAUGUCCCUUCAUUGUGACGGUCUGCAGCUUCAGGGCUUCCAAAAUUGGCAGUCUCAGUUUUCCACAUCAAUCAGCAAAUGCAUCAGAGAAGGCAAUGGUUGCUGGUUUGGGAGGACUCAAUCUUUUCGGUGUCAUCAUUCUUGGAAACUUGUUGAAGCAAAUGACAGUGACACCAGGUGGACUUAUUUCAUUUGCUGCACAGUUAUAUCCUUUGCUUCAGAUAUACGCUGGCUCCUUUUUUGCAAUACCAUUAUUUAGAUGGUUUCUGCUACGCAAGACCAACAACGAUAUUUGGGGGAGAAAUAAAGCCAGAGAACAACGAGCUCAGGAACUUGUGUCACCAGUUUCUUCUCUCAGAAGAAAGUUGCUCAGUGCACAUGACAUGGCUCAACGGAAACUAAUUACACCAGAGGAGAUGUCUACACUACUGAAAAGGAUCUAUUGGAUCGGGAUUAUGAAGUCAAGGAGUGGAAUAGGAGAUUUAAGGGACUUGAUUCAGAGUGAUGGAUAUACUUGACAUUCAUAGUAGCUCUACAUGGUCCUUUGGUCUGGCUGGAUGAUAAUUUUUAUCUGCAUCCAAUUGAAUUGAGAAUAGAUCUGACCGAACCAUUCAACCAAGUGAAAUUGGAUGGUUCUGGGACUCACUGAUAGGCAUACCGUCACUUGGCCAUGAAAGUUUUGCGGAAGCUGCUGGUUUAGUUUCAACCGACCAAGGUAGGCAGCUGAUGUACAUAUUUGUGACAUUAAUCUGAUUUGUAUAGGUAGUUCCAUGCGCUGGAUUGGAGAUUAAAUUCAGAAUUCGACAGGAGAAGUGGGGAUAUGAUGUUACACGGUUUGAUUUGAAUGGAGCCCCAUCAGAAUAUGUAAAAAGAAUACGCCUGUAGAGAGGGGCCCUCAGACUAUGGGCAUUCGUGUCAAAUUCCAUGUUCAGAGAUUGGCAUACUGUUAUAACCUUCAGGGAAUCAGCUCAUGAUUGGAAGUGGCAGUUUCUAGCGUUAACCUGAAAAUAUGUAGCACCUGCCUGUACCUGUCUUUCCGAUACGGAUAAAAUGUGUCCGAAUUCCAUACUCCAGGUAGAAUGAAACAAGGAAACUACCAAGCUCGAAAAGAAAUGUAUUACAGGUUACUGCUAUCAGUUAUGCACCGAUACAUUGUUGCAGUC